AUGGCCGCUGGAACAGCGGACUUCAUGACUGAAAUGCUUGAAAUACCGUACGCAUUGCCGAAAAUGGAUUUGGUUGCAUUACCACAAUAUAUACAAACUUCGAAAGCGCUAGAGAAUUGGGGUGUGAUUUGUAUGAUAUAUGACUCGGUGCUGGUUGAUAGACAGUACGCUACUGCGCAUGAUUACAGUGAAGUAGCUCGGGUAACACCACAUGAAGUUGUACAUCAGUGGUUCGGCAAUUUGGUGACCUCAGAAUGGUGGUCUUUAAUAUUUUUGAACGAAGCGUUUGCUCAAUAUUACUAUAGCUCGGGAGCCAACUAUACUUAUCCACAACAGGAGAAAUAUGCUAGAUUUGUACGUUUCUGGUUAGCAGAUUACGCACUCACGCACGACGGAAAUCCGGCGAUCACGAGACCAAUAAUUACGGAUCGAAAACCAAUAUUCACUUAUGCACCAUAUUAUAAGGGUGCAUCUGUGUUGUAUAUGCUCAACAACGCGAUCACUGUGCCAAUCAUGCAAGAAGGCUUGCGUGAAUACUUCCGUAGAAACGCUUGGAAAACGACCACAGAAACAAUGUUGUGGUCUGCAAUUACUGAUACAACGAAAGCGCAUCAUAUAAAGGGCUGGAACAACGAACUUCUGAACGUUCAAGCACUCAUGGAUCCAUGGACAAAACAAGUGGGUUUUGAGUGA
This is a messenger RNA of Anisakis simplex (herring worm), 693 nucleotides long. The record is from the annotation of a GenBank genome assembly. NCBI's taxonomy places the organism in Eukaryota, Metazoa, Nematoda, Chromadorea, Rhabditida, Anisakidae.